CCGAUCUGACUUCAAAACAGGGAGGAUCCACGGGGAGUCUACCCGGCGAUCCUCUGAACUCUUGUUUUCUCACAUUCUCCGGUUCGUAGUCGUCGAAAGGUGGAAAAUGAGAGAAGACUUCCUGGAGGAUGUGGCCGGGGCUAGGAACAGGAACGGGGCCAAGGAUGUAAAAAAAGGCGAAACUAAGAAAAACGGUCUUCGAGCAAAUGGAUUAACGAAUCAAGUAAGGGGAAAUGGUGAGCUUUUCAGAGCUCAGAGUCUCUCCAAGGAGUCCUUUGAGCAAGUGCCUCUUUACACUGCUGUCAUGACUUAUCUUGGCUUCUACAUCCUUAUGUUCUUGGGUUAUGUAAAUCAGCUCUUUUUCUCGCCUAAAGUAGCAACAGAGAUGAACAGAGAUGGUUACGUCCCACUUUAUGACAGAUUUGAAAGGUUUUACCUUCGUUAUGUGUACAGACGGGUGAGGGAUUGUUGGAAUAAACCGAUAUGCAGUGUCCCUGGUGCUGAAGUGGUUGUCAAAGAGAGAGUCACUCAUGAUUAUGGGUGGACAUUCGAGUUUACAGGGGAGAAUAGAAGAUGUUUGAAUCUUGGCUCUUACAAUUACCUUGGAUUUGCUGAAAAUAAUGGUAAAUGUGCCGAGGAAUCCAUUCAAUCACUGAAGAAAUAUGGUUGGGCGACCUGCUCACCUUGCCAUGAGCUAGGCACAACACAGCUCCAGAUUCAUCUGGAAAAGCUCAUGGCUGAGUUUCUGGGUGUUGAAGAUGCUAUUGUCUUUGGAAUGGGUUUUGCUACAAAUGCACUAAACAUCCCAACUCUGUUAAGCCCAGGCUGCUUAGUGUUGAGCGAUGAAAAGAAUCAUGCCUCGCUUAUUUUAGGCCUAAGACUAUCAGGGGCUACCAUCAAAGUGUUUAAGCACAAUAAUAUGAAAAGCUUAGAAAAGCACUUGUUAGAAGGAGUUGUCAAAGGACAACCUAAAACUAAAGAGCCUUGGAAAAAAAUUUUAAUAGUCGUUGAAGGAGUUUAUAGCAUGGAAGGAUCAAUAGUACACUUACCUGAUGUGAUCGCACUGAAGAAAAAGUACAAGGCAUAUUUAUAUCUUGAUGAAGCUCAUAGUAUUGGUGCCAUAGGGCCAAGAGGCAGAGGAGUAGUUGACUAUUAUGGAUGUGAUCCCCAUGACGUCGAUAUACUUAUGGGCACAUUUACAAAAUCAUUCGGCAGCGCCGGUGGAUACAUAGCCGGUAGCAAGGAGUUGAUCAAUUUUAUAAGAGUGAACAGUCAUGCUGCGUGUUACGCAUCAUCGAUGGCACCACCAGUCGCUCAGCAGAUAAUAACUUCAAUGAGUGUUAUAAUGGGAAAAGAUGGGACUAAUGAAGGCAUCAAUAGGAUCAGGAGGCUUGCAAAGAAUACAAGAUAUUUCAGAAGGAAAUUACACCAAAUGGGAGUGAUUAUAUAUGGGAAUGACAAUUCUCCAGUAAUCCCCCUUUUAGUUUAUUUAUUUUCAAAGAUUGGUGCUGUUGUGAGAACUUUAUCAUCAAGAAAAAUAGCAACAGUGGGAGUUGGGUUUCCUGCUACGCCCUUGAUGGAGGGUAGGAUACGAUUUUGUUUAUCCGCUGCCCAUACUAAGGAACAGUUAGACUAUGCACUAGACACCAUUGGUGAAAUAGCAGAUGAGCUGGGCCUCAAAUAUUCACAGAAGCCAAGGGAUAGUCAGCCAAUAUUAUAUGACGAUGAUGAAGAUUUAGAAGCAACCGAUUGAUAUUUUACACUGUAACUGGCAAUAAAAAUUUGAAAGCAUCAGAUUAUCGGAUCCCUGUGUCAUUCAGUGAUUUUGCACAUUUAACAAGCUAGAAUGAAACUGAGCUGCAAGGAUUGCUCAAUCUCCCAAAUACCCAAGUGCCUGAACAAAAUGCUUGUCCUUUUACAGAAUGGUCCACUUACACCUAAUUUUGUUUUCCUAUGUAAUCUUUUAAGCUGUUGCAAAAUGUUAUUUUUUAUAAAUCAACCGUUAAAUUUAAACCAGUACAGGCAGACGUUUAAGAACUUUUAUUUGUGUUUACUACAAGAUUCAAAAAUUAAUUUCAUAAAUGUACAGUAUUGAUAUUAAUUUGUAUAUAAGAUGUACACAAUGUUUAUAAAGUUACAAAUAUGUUAAAAUUAUUGAAAAAAUAUUUAUUUUAGUUUAAUAAGAAUGAUUUGCCAAGAGGUUAUUUUUAUAAAUCUCUCGUGUUAAAUACAGAUAAGUGGAGAAUUUUAGAUUUUACACUGCUUUGAAUGACAGUAGUGUAUGACAUUUCUGCCACUCUUAACGUAGAAAUGACCAGAUGAAAUUAUUUACAUGAAUUAUUGGUUAAUUGCAUACCUUCAAGUAGUAUUAGUCAAAUUAUGGCUUUUUUACAUUUUUUAUAUCACCUGGUGAUUUUUAUUUAAUUUUUGUUUUCUCUUUUAAGAAAAUUUUGAUGAUAUACUAAAGAGAUUAAUUUUUUAUUUACAUAUAUAAGCAGAUAGAUAAUGCUUUCUAAUUAAUUAGCAGUUGCUAGGCAAUUGCCACUACAAAUGUGCAAAAGCAAAUUAAAACUGCUCAAAAUAUGCUUAUUCAUAAUAUGAAGGAAAAAAAUUAAAUAAAUAAAUAAAUUAAUAUAAAACAUAGAUUCACGAGGAAAGGGCUGUGAUACUACAUUUGGAGGCUAUUUUUUCUCCUGUACCGUUUCCCAUUUAAUAAUGCAUUUACAAUUAAAAACAAUACUGUUAGUUUAUUAUCAAUUAUAGUGCUUAUAUCAAAAGUUGCUAUAUUUUAGACUAAACAUCAAAUUGCCCUAAGAAUUAAAAUCCUGAACUCAUUGUAUUUAUGCUUUAUUACGUAUUUAAUAAAAACUAUAUAUUCCACAACAAA
Molecule: messenger RNA, 2887 nt
Organism: Cimex lectularius (bed bug)
Lineage: Eukaryota; Metazoa; Arthropoda; Insecta; Hemiptera; Cimicidae
Gene: lace
Product: serine palmitoyltransferase 2
Exons: 11
Coding region: 107-1753 (548 amino acids)
Biological process (GO): ceramide biosynthetic process; sphingosine biosynthetic process
Cellular component (GO): serine palmitoyltransferase complex
Molecular function (GO): pyridoxal phosphate binding; serine C-palmitoyltransferase activity
Source: RefSeq, a predicted model, not a curated record